Molecule: messenger RNA, 1461 nt
Organism: Prinia subflava (tawny-flanked prinia)
Lineage: Eukaryota; Metazoa; Chordata; Aves; Passeriformes; Cisticolidae
Exons: 2
Coding region: 13-681 (222 amino acids)
Source: RefSeq, a predicted model, not a curated record
UGCGGGGCGCUCAUGGCGGCGGCGGCGGCGGCUCGGCAAUGCCCGGACACCGGCAAUGCCCGCGGCACGGCAAAGGCCGGGCACCGGCUCGGCAAUGCCCGGGCACCGGCACGGCAAUGCCCCGGCACGGCAAAGCCCGGGCACCGGCACGGCAAACCCCGGGCACCGGCUCGGCAAUGCCCGGGCACCGGCUCGGCAAAGCCCCGGCACGGCAAAGCCCCGGCACGGCAAAGCCCGGGCACCGGCACGGCAAUGCCCGCGGCACCGGCAAUACCAGCCGUACAGCAAAGCCCGCGGCACCGGCGCUGCCGCCGCGUCCCGGGCGUCGCCAGGAGACGGCGGGAGGGAGGGAAGGACGGAGGGAGGGACGGACGGGAGGAAGGGAGAGACAUGAGAGGGAGGGGGAAACGAGAGACGGAAGGGGGCCGGUGCUCCACCCGCCGCCUCCGCGGCGACACAGAAUCACAGAACCUCAGAAUUCUUGGGGCUGGAAGGGACCUCUGCACAGUCCAAGUGUCCAAGCCUCUGCCAAGGCAGGGUCACCUAGAACAGGUGACACAGGAACGCAUACAGGUGGGUCUGGAAUGUCUCCAGAGAGGGAAACUCCACACCCUCCCCAGGCAGCUCUUUCGGAGCUCUGCCACCCGCCACGGACAGAAGUUCUUCCUCAUGGUGCGGUAGAACUUCUUGUGCUUUAGUUCAUGGCCACUGCUCCUCAUCCUGUGGCCGGGCACCACUGAACAGCGCCUGGCACCAUUCCGUGACAGCCCUUGGCAAUCCUGGGUCGAUUGCUGAGAUCCCCUCUCAGUUGUCUCCUUCCCGCACUAACCGCGCCCUCCUCGGGCAGUCUCUCGGCGCUGGAGAUGCUUCAGAUGCAGAACAAUUCACCAUCUUCUCCUGCAGCUGCUUGUCCUCCUUGUGCUGAGGAGUGCAGAACUCCACAAGCCUCCAGCUGGGUGGGGCUGGCGUGGGGCUGCGGGCACUGGUGCUGCAGCAACGCCGAACUGCGAGGGGAGGGGAAGGAAAAAAAGAAAGACGGAAAAAGGAAAAGAAUAAAGAAAAAGGAAAAAGGGGAGGUGGAGGGCAAAUAUAUGAAGGGGAAAAAAUAAUAAAAAGUUAAAAAUAGAAGCAUGGAAAAGGCGUUUUCAUACAACACAGACCCAGGAACUUAAAAAUAUAUCAUGAGGUGACAGGAAGCACUUCCAAUAUCAAUCCUGAUUUCCAUCUCUCAGCCCAGAUGACAGGAAGCACCAAAAUGUGCAUUGGCAAUGGACACCUGAUUUACUGAAAUAAAGGAGCUACAACCACCCUUCCAAGAUUGUUUUUCCCUUCUUCCUGCAGUUUUUGUGAGUCCCAGCUGAAGUACAGACUCACAGGGUAAUGCCUCCAGGGGCCACAGAGUGACUGAUCUGAGCAGAGAUCCCUGCAGUGAGGAAGAGCAGGGCCAACCUUCCCUCCUGA